This is a messenger RNA of Indicator indicator, 2270 nucleotides long. It is a transcript of the gene ACAT1, whose product is annotated as acetyl-CoA acetyltransferase 1. Gene Ontology annotation, biological process: fatty acid beta-oxidation. The record is from RefSeq and is a predicted model, not a curated record. Bases 14 to 1264 code for a protein of 416 amino acids. Gene Ontology annotation, molecular function: acetyl-CoA C-acetyltransferase activity. NCBI's taxonomy places the organism in Eukaryota, Metazoa, Chordata, Aves, Piciformes, Indicatoridae. The transcript is spliced from 12 exons.
GGCAGCAGUGGCGAUGCUGGGCUGGCGGCACCCGGGCCAGAAGCUGCUGCGGGCUUUGAAGUAUACAAGCCGUGGCUAUGCAUCACAGCGUACUUUAAAUGAGGUGGUGAUAGCAAGUGCUGUAAGGACACCAAUUGGAUCUUUCCAAGGAUCUCUUUCGUCAUUGCCUGCCGCUAAACUUGGUUCCAUUGCAAUUAAGGGAGCAAUUGAAAGAGCAGGUAUUCCUGCAGAAGAAGUGAAGGAAGCAUACAUGGGUAAUGUGUUGCAGGCUGGACAAGGACAAGCUCCAGCAAGACAAGCAGUCUUGGGAGCAGGUCUACCAAUUGGCACUCCUUCUACAACUGUCAAUAAAGUCUGUGCUUCAGGAAUGAAAUCGAUCAUGUUGGCAGCACAAAGCUUGAUGUGUGGGAGUCAGGAUGUAAUGGUUGCUGGUGGAAUGGAGAGCAUGUCCAAUGUUCCCUAUACGAUGAGCAGGGGAUCAACACCUUAUGGAGGAGUAAAGCUGGAAGACCUUAUAGUAAAAGAUGGGCUGACAGAUGCUUAUAACCAUAUCCAUAUGGGCAACUGUGCAGAGAACACUGCAAAGAAGUUGACAAUUUCACGAGAGGAACAAGACACUUACGCCAUAGGCUCUUACACUAAGAGCAAAACAGCCUGGGAUUCAGGAAUAUUGAAAAAUGAAAUAGUUCCUGUCACUAUUUCACAAAAAGGAAAGCCAGACAUGGAAGUGAAAGAAGAUGAAGAAUACAAACGUGUUGAUUUUAGUAAAGUUCCAAAGCUGAAAACUGUCUUCCAAAAAGAAAAUGGAACAGUUACAGCUGCUAAUGCCAGCACUUUGAAUGAUGGAGCAGCUGCUCUGGUGCUGAUGACUGUAGAGGCAGCCAAGAGACUGAAAGUCAAGCCAUUGGCACGGAUAGUGGCUUUUGCAGAUGCUGCUGUUGAUCCCAUUGACUUCCCAAUUGCACCUGCAUAUGCUGUUCCCAAGAUUCUAAGUGAGACAGGGCUGAAGAAAGAAGAUAUUGCAAUGUGGGAAAUCAAUGAAGCUUUCAGCGUUGUGGUGCUGGCCAACAUUAAAAUGCUGGGUAUUGAUCCACAGAAAGUAAAUAUGAAUGGAGGUGCUGUCUCUCUUGGACAUCCAAUAGGAAUGUCUGGAGCAAGAAUUGUUGUUCACAUGGCCCAUGCAUUGAAACAAGGACAAUAUGGUCUUGCAGGAAUUUGCAAUGGAGGAGGAGGUGCUUCUGCAAUACUGAUAGAGAAGCUGUAGGCUUAAAGAGCAUUGAAAACAAAGCCUUGAAGCCUCAGAUCAGAAUGUUAAGUGGUAUAUCUUAUUUUUCAAUAAAUGGAUGGAUGCCAUUGAUUAUUGACACAGACAACUGGGCUUUUAUUACUUUUGACUCAGUGCAAGUUUUUUACAGUGCCAAUAGAAAGUGUACAAGUUAUGGUUAUCAAGUUAUGGUAAUAUCCUGACACCUGACAAUAAUGAAUGUUUGUUAGCUACAUCUAUGAAUGUUUGUUAGCUACAUCUCCUCUGUCACUGAUGUACGGUUUCACAAAUGCCCCUGAAAACUAAUUCUCUUGGCAACUCAUGUAGAGCUUCUACUAGAAGUAGCUAGUUUCUUGCAGUUUUGUUGCUUAAUUUUCCUGAAUGCUAAGUGAUUUUUCUGUAGAGAAACAGCCUUGGAAUUAAACUAUUUUUCCCAUGGUGUGUGCAUCACACCCCAGUUAAAUGCAAAGGGGCCCUUGCUUGGGGCAAGUAUUCAAGCAAACUAGGAGAAAUAGGGUUGUACCUUAAACAUGCAAGUACUAAUAAAGCAUCAAUGUGCUACUAACAGUUUAGGGUUGGUUUGUUUUUCAUUUAAACCUCUGUGCUACAGUUUCAUAAACAUGCUAUUAAGCAGAGUACAAUUACUGUUGCUGCUUGUCCAUUAGGGAAUGCCCAAUACCUGGCUGCACCCUUGUACUCCCAAACACUACGGUGAAUUCAGGGUCAAGCGAUUCUGUUGUGGGUAGGGGAAGACAGGAGAAUGCUUCUUUGCAAUUAACCUUGUUCAAGAUUUCAGUAAGCAGCUUAGUAAAAAGCCUACUGAAGAAAUUGCAAAGAGGUCAUUUCACCACUGUAAAGCCUAUUCCCGUAUUGCCUUUAUCACAAAGGAUGAAUGUCAAACACUUAAGUUUUAGCUGGACUUUAGGACAACUGCUUGCUUAUUUUGACGUUAAUUGCAACAGGAAAUCAUCUCUACCCACUGAUUAUCACCACAUUUUCCUCCAUA